GUAUGCCAUUUUUGGUUUGUAGGAAAUUGUGCGGGGUAGACUCACUAGACCCUCUGAAGCUUUAUCUGUACGGCGAACGAUUGUUUGUUGUGCACUGUGUUUUAGAGUUUUCUCACAUUACGUGUGCUGCGAAAAUUGUAACAUGGAUGACAGUUUUACUAAGCUUUUAGCGGCAUCAUUACCGGUUGACGGUGUGCUUUGACCUCGUGAACUUUCGCGCACAGGCAAAGUUUCGAAUGCGGCCGAAAUGUUGGAAGACGUCGUGUUAGGUUCGGAGGGUAUGCUUACCCACAUAGCAGGGACGCCGUGCCGGCGAAAGCAUCAUUCAUGGGCGAUGCGAUGCUGGGGGCAGCCCAACACUUCUGGCCAUGUGUAGAAUGGAAUGGCCGCGGCUGCGCACAGACCAGUCCUCAGGUCAAGCAAAUCCUGAUGUGAGCUGUGAGGCCUGCAGUAGCUCUGGGGGAUGCCCAGGGAUGUACCGUGGUGUGCAGAAAAACCUGAUGCGAGCUCCUACGUGUGUUCUGCGCAGUGGAGGAUCUGCAUUAGCGAGCAAGCAACCAUUGCGGUCAGUGCUACUGGCCUGUCGCCGCCCAGGUUGCCACGAAGAUGACAGUCUCAGUGCUGCCGGUACGGUGGAGGUACGGCACCUCCCCCCAGGUGUGUUGGUACAGCUUGUGCCUCAGGAUGAGAACCACUUCCACCUGGAGACAGCGGACACCCAAAGCGUGCUUUCCCUCUACGUCCAGAAGGACUUCAGGUACUUCCUGCAGCACCCGUAUGCACGGCUGUUUGUGUCGUACUUUGUGGUGUUCUGCAACUUCCUGGUGUUUGCGGAGGACCCCAUCUCGCACAGCCGAACCGAGAGCGAGAUUCCCGUGUUCGGCAAUGUCUUCUCAUUUGUCUGCACCAAGUACCCGCCCGAGUGGGGAUGGCGGUGCGCCAAGGUGCUCCUCUGGCUCCUAGCCCUGUUCUGCGGCCUCGUCUGUGGCAAAUACUUCAUCCACCAUUUUCUGCUUCGCAACCUAUUUCGGCUGAAGAUGUUCCGCGAGGAGCAAGGCACCUGGAUGAUAAUGCUGCUGACAAUGCUGGUGUUUGUGUACAUGCUUUCACUGGUGUACAAUGCACUGCUGCUCAGCGGCCACCCACGCCCCGACGAGUUUCGUAUCAAUGCGCUCAUGGGUGUCACCAAUGCCAGCUUCAUGAAGGUCGCCGCCUGUGGAACCUGGCUUGGUGACUUCCUCACUGCAUGGAUGGUGACGGACAUGAUGCUACAGGAUGAGCUGUACCCCGGUUGGGCACCUUCCCUACGUGCCUUCUGGCAGAGCCACGGUCGCACUCGCAUCACCGUUUUCUGGGCUGUGUCACUGCUGCUGUCAGCGGUCGUGAUCAGCCUCAUUGUCAGCGAUCGCAUUUCCUGGGACUACCUGAACCGCGAGUUCGUGGCCACCACUGAGCUGUCCCGCGCCUUCCUUGCCUCCUUCAUCCUCGUCAUGGACCUGCUCAUCGUCAUGCAGGACUGGGACUUCCCGCACUUUGUGUGUGACAUGAACAUCAAACUGCCCGGGCUGCAUGCAGCCUCCUUCAAGUACCACAUGUUCCAGAAGUUUGUCCACUUGCCCGAGAUAGUCUUCCACAUUAGCGGCAAGUGGUUCAAUUAUGGCAUCAUUGUGGCGGUGAUGCUGCUGGACCUGAACAUGUGGAAAAACCAGAUCUUCUACCAGCCGGAGGACUACGGUCAGUACACUGGUCCCGACAGCAAGGUGCACACUGUGGUCAACUACGCCACACUAGCCACAGGCAACCGGAGCCUGUGGACACUGGAGUAUCGAGUGAGCCAGCUGAACCCAGCCACCAACCAGAGCUUGGCUGAGGAGGACAUCCUCAUGAACUCGCGCUACCUGGGAUACCCACUAUCAGUCAAGGGGCUGGCCUUUAUGCCUUCCUUAAUGGGAUUUGCCAUGUUUGGGGCGCUGACCUACCUGUACGGCCGCUUCCCACCAAAAACGGAUGCAACGGCAGGCGGUCGGCUGCGGCCGUCGUUCCGGUCUAGCUGGAAACAAGGUUCGCGCCCUCCAGCUGCCACAACCAACGUUGGAGGACAGCCGGCCCGCCUCGUCGUCUGCUGGGAUGUACGCUGCGGGCAGGCUGUCUCGUCAUCUGCAGCUGGCAGUUCCAAGGCACCCUGCUGACUGCCGGCUGCUCUGAACAGAGGGCACAUUUUUCCUUGCUUGUGCACCAAGUGCAGAUUAAAGCAAAAGUGAUGCCACUGUUACCUGGUGGUAUCGGAACGCUUUUGUUUGCAGACACGCAGGAGGUUUCGCAGUUUGCUGACAACUGCUAGGUUCGCUAUCGAGUACGUUGAUACAUCUAAAGGGCCUGCCACCAGUGACAGGACAUUGAAACGAUGGAUCAUAUUUUAAUAAUGCAUGAUUCAAUUCAAUGUUUCAAGUGGACAAUGCAAUCAUUGUGAUUUAAAAGUCGUGACGGGUACUGUAAUAGGCAAAUGCUACAAAUCAGCAAAAUGAGGCUGGAGGAUUGGUAGAAAAGUGUGCUAGAACAGACCCGCUCUCAAGGCAUAGGUCACAUAAAGUACCCUUUAUGGUAAGGUGGAGCGUGCGACAACCCCAUGGCAAAAGGGCAGCCUUGAAAUAUCUACCUGUUCAAUGUACCUGUUUAUGUGGCAGCUGUGGCACUGAAAUGAAGCUCAGCAUUUGCCACAGGGUCCUGAUGUCACCAUGGCAUCAGCCAGUCAUGGUUGCUUCAUUAGCCAGAUUGUGACAGCCUUGUCGAAGAUCAGCUGCCCAAUAUUGGCAAAUGACUGAACCAAAAUAAUUGACUAGCUUUUCUAUUGGUUGCUUGUAUACAAUUAGCUGUGUGAAUUGGAAGAGAGACAACUGGAAUCGCUGUAUUCACUUCCCCUAAAUUGUAUUCACAGCCAUUUGGCCAGUAUGGUUGUAGACAACAGUUCUGACUACAAGUGAGCGGAGCUGACGGGCAGAGCCAGAAAUUAACCAUUAUUUGUACUGUCAAAGUUUGAAAUCGAGGUUUUGAUGAAAGCACGUCUGGUCGGGGAUGAUCAUGGCACAGGUGCAUAAAAAACACCCACUGACCACAAAACUAGAAGUUUAAAAGAACAAAAGACAUUUCAGCUCCCGUACGGGAGCCUUAGUCACAAUGGCAUCAGGAAGCGAAAUGUUUUUUGUUCUCUAACUUUUAUUUUUGUGGUCAGUGUCUGUUUCUUUUAUGCAACUGUGCCAUAAUGUCAAAGCUGAUUGUCAUCACAAGAGUGCAAAGUCACUUGUGGGAACAGCGAAAAAUACAGGCCACUGUUCUAAAAAAAAUUGAGAGCACAUUUUGUUGCCACACCCUGCUGUGUCUCACGCACAGCUACAGUGCACCAAGGGAUCUACCGCAGACAUUUCGUGUUAUAUAACUGUUCAUAGUGCAAGCUUUUCUCUUGUUCAAGUUUUCUAUGGUGCAGUAAAGCUUGUUGCUUCUAACAUGAAGGUGAGAGGCGCCACAACGGUUCCUCUCUGCGGCAAGGCACCUUGAAUGUGAGUGACGUCACGUGAUAUUGUGACAGGUGGUGCAGAGGAGGUUACAGAUUUCAAACCUAAUUAAUGAAACUUAACAUAUUCAUUUUUUAGAGAUGUGUCACGCAGACACACGUCACACCACACAGGAAGGGUGAAUAUGCUGGCUUGUAAAACAGCACAUGCAGGACAAUGUGAUAUCAGUGAAGUGACAAGGUGUUUGAAAUGGUGACGACAAGAAAAUGGUGUCAAGCUAUAUCAACAAACCAGUAUUAUGUGAGCAGGAAAAAUGCUACAGAAGUUCUGAGAAUUGUCUACUAAUGCGUAACAUUCUUUGGCUGGUCUGUUACUUUGCUUUUGCUUACUUAUGUUGCUAGCAUCUACCCAUUACUUUUUCCUGAGCCAAAGAAUGCUUACGCUUUAGUAGACAAAUCUCAGAAUUCCUGUAGCAGUUUUUUAUCGAGCGUUGCCCUAUAAUGUCAUUUCUGAUGCGCUUCUGAACACCUCGUUUCCUCUUCUUGCUGUUGAUAUCUCCUAGUUCCUGUCGCUGUUCUCAUUGUUCCUUCUGCUGACUACAAUAUUCCUACGGUGUUCAGCAUUCCUACGGUGUUUCUCUGUUUCACCAAACUUACGUUUCUUUGGUGCCAUUACAAGAACUCCCCCUUAAAGGCGAUCGUAUAAACUGAGCGUAACUGCUGCAAUAACCACGUUUUUUGCCAUACCAUAUCUACCAAUCAAUUAUUAUUAUUUUAUACUUUUUUAUUGCAUCAAAUGAAUGUGUCGAGGUGACGGCAAUGAGACCAGUUUCUUCUUUUGUUUAUCAAUUCUAAAGCUACCAAUCAUCUACAGUUACACUGUUAUAACAAUUAAAUGUCUAAAGUUGAUCAAUUCCACACUUAUUUCUCUGGGCCAUUAAAAACAAACCUGGCUGCUGGAUGCUGGUCACAGUUUAUUUGUGCUGUCAAUGCAUACAACUUGCUUAAUUUUUGUUUUGUGCCAUAAUGAUAUGUGAGCGACUCUGACUACCGGCUUCAUUGGUGCAGUACCAGACAGCACAAUGCAUACACCAAGACCGACAGAUGCGCAUGGCAUGCUGUGAAGUAUUUAUCUUUGAAUAGGGAGUGUGAAUACAGUAGAACCCCGCUGUUACGUUCCCGGGUGCUGCGUUUUCCCAGCUGUUAGGUCGUUUUUGGCAGGUCCCGGCACAGCUCCCAUAGAACCUAGUGCAUUGGUAACCCUGCUGUUGUGUCGCAACUGUGGGACCGUUCCAGCAUCAUACGUUGCGAACUGCGACCCCGCGCCAGCCCGAGCGGCCAUUUUGACUUUUCAUGUCGCUUGGCUUGGUGGCUUGACGAUGGCAUUGGCUGCCCAAAGUGCCCGGGGCAACACCUAUGGUGUAUUUUCGGUUUCCGCUAGCAAAAGCAUGGCCUUGGAGAUCCGUAUUUUCUAUCUAAAGAUGGUGUCUAUGACGCGUUGUGGCCCUAAAAUUGGUUUUCGUGCAUAGAUGCUAUGUGUGAAGUCGAAGGGCGAUAACGCCGUCGCCAUGCACCAUGUGCUGUAUGUGCAAGUGAAAACGUGCGAGGGGAGCCAAUGUCCACGUCUACAUCUCGCGCGAGCAAGAAAGAAAAGCAGGGAGGAAGCGCGCUUUCAUCCGUUGCACUCGAGGCACCAGCGUGGGAGUGAGGGGGAGGGAUAGCGGGCGGCGUUGUGCUCUGGCAUCAACUGCGUACUGUGUGGCGGUGCGCAGUCGUGUGGGCCGUAUCUUGAAAGCGAUCUGCGUGGGGGCACGGUCUACGCAGUGUAGGUGCGUCGGCGGCUCAUAGCUUUGUGCGUGCUGUGUGUUCUCGGCGUACAGUUUGCGUUGAAGCGAUAGACAACAGCACGAAGGUCACUUCGCUCGCUGCUGCCGCAGCGCUUCCUCACGCGCCUUUGACUGCGUGUGUCCACGCUCAUUGAGUGUGAUGUGAUGCUUGUUAAUAUAGUUAAUAAGCGAAUGUUUACAAAUUUAUACGGACAAUAAAAUUACUACCCUUACUUUAUAUGGCUCUCGGCGAAUUUGCUAUCACAAUCGAUGCUUCAGCUUUCGCGUGAAAAAACGACAUUUUUCACACGUAAGAAUUAAAAUAAUAUUGUAUGCAGUUCAACACUACUGUCCUUUCUCAAUUUUUUCCUGUUUCUCAGCUCUUGCGUUUCCCGGCUCUUAAGUUGUUUUUUUUUUUACGGUCCCAUGAAAAACGUAUCAGCGGGUUCUACUGUAAUGUGCGUGUAGCUAUUACAGAUGCCUAACAGGCUGCAGUGAACUUCAGCUCUUGCACAGUAUUCAUUGAGUGAGUCUUUUUAUGAACAGUGCACAAGCACACUAGUUAAAGGUGGUGGUGUCCCCGAUAGUGCUAAAAGCCACGCAUUCUCGUGUUUGCGCUUACAGCGAUCGCUAGUGUUGCUGGUGCUUGCACACGAGAUGGGCAAUGAAAUGAAGACUGGUUGCCGUGCCUAAAUUUGCUACCACACUUGCGCAGACCCGUGGUUUCUAGGGCAUGAUUCGCCAUGAGCAUUUGCUGUUCCACUGAGGGUGAGUACAGAGUACAGAGGAGAAAUGUAUGUUGGUUAGCAUUCUGUAUUCAGUAUUCGGUAUGUGGAUUGAUCCAACCAAGUGGAUUGGGUCUGUUUGUAAGAUCUUGUAGAAACAAUCAGGCUCUGUGAGCAGAACAUGUAGACAGGGGGUGGUACUAGCCCAACUAACCUGGCGAGGUGCAUUCAGAUGAGUCAAGCCGACGAUUCGCAACCAAGAUCUGCCACUGUGUCCUCCUUUCUCGGCCAAUGAGAAAUGACCUCACCUAAAUGCUGUCAGAGGUGCUACUCUGGACACUGUCACAUUCAGCCUUAUCAAAUCAAUUUAUUAUUUUUUGAAAAAAUUGUUUCGAGAGGAGGGGGUAACAAUAGGCAUUACUUUUUUUGGCUCACAUGGCCCCCACUCCCUUUAUAUAGUAUCAGCAACAUGUGGCAAAAAACUUAUGCAGCUUCACAGUUUUUACAACCAAUCUACGUAAUUGUAUGCAGCACAUGAAAGCAUAACAAUUAUAAUGCUACAGCCCAAGAUUUCAAACAUGUAACACAUAGAUUUAAAUGCAUACAUAAUCAACUUACAUGCAUUCGUAAUACACAACUACGAACAUACGUGCAUGAUACAUAUUAUACGUACAUAUUGUCAAAUUCACCACCUUGUCAGCAUUAUUACACUCCGGUGGCUGCUACAGGCCAUCUGAUUGAUUCAAAAUGCCAACAUGGUGGAAUCUUUUGCCUUGAUCUGCCCAAAUUUGGUUCUCUCCAGGGCUAUAAUUAGAGCACAUUGCUCAUGUGCCAAACCUUCAGAAGCACCACACCAUUUUGUUCUUAAGCAUCGAUUCAUACCAUACACCCAGCUUUCGGGAAUCUUUAAUUUUAUCUGGAUUGGUAAAUUACACUUCUUAAAUACCAGAAAUGUCAGUCUAACAGAAAAUGGAUUCGUCAGCCAUGAAAGAUGCAAGAACAAAGAUGAGCUUCAAAUUUCCACGCCUCUCUGGACAUUGCGAGAUUUGGACAGCAUCCACCGGAGUUCAUAGUUAAUAUUCUAUUGAUAAGCAUAGGGUUGCAUUGCAUUCUAAAUGAGCAAAAGACUCUAGUUAGUGAGCUUUUUAAAGUUUUUGCCCAGAAAAACAUCUCGCACAUGAAAAAUGUGUUAUGUCAUACAUGUACCCAGUGCAGCGGUGCGGCAUUAAGUUUCAGAAAUGAAUCUUUGCACUUUCUUUUCUCCGCAAGUAAACAACCUUCUUUUGCCAAAUCGAGUAUUGAAAUCAUGAUUCGUGAGUCUAACAAUACUAUAACAGUGUUGCUUUUAGUGUCCCUUAAAGAAAUGCUUCCCUGUUGAAAGAAGCCUAUGAAGACACCCCCCUUAACAAAGAUAAGCAGGUUUAUUUAUUUAUUUUCAAACGAAGGGUAGAAGCAGGUUGAAAAUGUCCUCUGAAAUGGAGUCCCUGCUGCAACACUAUCGAGAUUACGGGGAUAUGUGAGAAAGCUGUGGCACUGCUCUUCUUGGUGCAAGCAUGAAGGGUUCGGCCAUUGUUUGAUUACAUUCCUCACAGCCAGCUUUACGUCUUUGUGGAAGCUGGAUCAGAUACCCCAAAAAAGAUGUAUCUAAUCCUGAUGGGUGUGUGACCUUGUUUAUUAGAGGUUUCGUUGCGUCGAUUCAAGGACACAGGGCUACAAUCUGGCCCUCUGUGUUAAGAACUGGCCAUCAUCGACUGCACUGUCCACGAAACAUCGCAAUGUAUGCAAACUACAUGUAUAAAGUUCUCGUAGUGGCUUUCAAAAAGCGGGUUAUACAUUUUAGGCUGUCCAGCUUUUUUCAUAGGCUGGCACCUGGGCCUUGCUUAAAACUUGCUUUUUAAGGGAAAACUUCAAUUCCCAGCGAGAGUCAUCUUAAAAUUUGUUAUUGCUGCUUGUCGUCGCUGCUUGCGAUGCUUUUGCAACAGCAAGUGAAUGACAAAACGAAUGGCAAGUGUAACUAUAGCCCAUUUGAGGGUGGCAUUGUUGCCUAGGUGACGCCAGCACCAAGUCACUGCCUUUUGUACGCGGAAAAAAAUGUAACGUCGGUCGAACAGGGUUUUUCUCGGCAGCUGCCGCUUAACUGAUGCUAGAUAACAUGUCACGGCCGCGUUUGUCAGCCUUGUUUCGAAGAGUACAUUGCAGGUUAUUUAUUCAUAUUUGAGAUUGAUAUAGUACGGGAUUUCGGUGAUGAUGAUUUCUAAUGCCAUCUCCUUUGCAAUGAGAUAGCUAGAACUAGUACUCCCUUCUCAGUACGAGUGAGCAGCGCAUGCCAGGUUAGGUAUUUUUCUUUUUUUUUCCAUUGGCCUCAAAUUUUCAGCUGUAGCUUCCAGGAGAACUGCAAAGUAAGCUUGUCAGUGAGUUGGUCAAAUAAAAAAUUCAAGACAAGUACGUACAGACAAGACAGACUGUACAGACUUGUCUGUGCUUUUUUUCUUGCAGAUUGUUUCUGCUCCGGCGCUCUAAGUUUGUACCCAAUGCUGCACUUGGGACUGGUUCACUAGGUUCAUAAAAAGGUUAAGUACAAGCAAAAUUGUUAUCAUUUCUUCACAUAUGCAUGUGAAAAACAAUUAUGAAUUGGAGUUUGUUUAUUAGGCUCUUUGCUGUGCCUAUAACCGCCAGUGUGAAUGAACCUAGCACUGUUCCACGGAGGAACACCGGAGCCAUGCACACAUAUGAUCGCUUAACCGCAACUGCGCCAAAGUGAGGUCCUCCUUCUGCUGUAUCUCUGAGUAACGUAAAUCACUGCACGUCCUGAGAUUGGUCUUCUUCUGCCCCCACCCGAGAUGCCAACCGGCACCUCAUUGACGCGUGUGUCUUCACUGCCUGUGCCGAGUUGAUUUUCCAAAAAAUACAAUCGGUGCAAAUAGAGCCUUGGAGGGGAAACGUUCCGUGUAUCCCAAGUUCGGGUCGAGGAUGUUGCAUGAUCAGUCUUAUGUGGCACUUUCUGCACAAAUCUUGGAUAGGGAGGUGAAUGUUCAAUCGUUAUUCCGUCACUGUAAGCCUGCUGCUGCAUUAAAGCGUGUUGCCUUCGCCACUGAGGCUAUGCACCUUGUGAUCCGUUCACCUGGAGUGGUCUGUUCGAUGCAUGAAUAUGGUGAAUGGAGAGCACAAGUCAGGCUCCACUCAUUUAGUCAGAAAUGGGCUGAAGAAAAUAAGUUUUAUCUGUGGAAUCACCACCUUGCCGUCGUUGCACUUGGUGUCACACUUUGUGCAAAAACUAUUUGUGGCAUGUGGAAAACAACAGGAGUAAUUCGACCUGCGCUUUGAACAUGGUUGCCUCAUUUGUGCGAAUGACGCCUGCAUUGAUCUGAGAAGACUCCUAUAUGUGGCUAAUGCAUGCAUGUUUGUGUUUGGCUUUACUCAACAGAUAGCAACCACUCUGUUAUGAUUAAAUAAAAUACUUCCAUAGUCCACGGGGUAUGAAAGGCCACAUAACACCUGUUUCUUGUUUGAUGAACAGGAAAAUUACAGCUUUAUACAUGCUUACAUCUAACUUUUGAGACAUCCAAAUAAACACUCUUAAAAAAGUUUGCACCCUUUGGGUGUAAACUUUUCUUGUCACACAACAAUAAUCUUGUCACACAACAAUAAUCGUCAUUUGCGUCGCUUGCGUUUCCUUUAUUGAAAGCUCUGCGCUCACUACUUUCUUGUCGAGAAUGAGAUGUCACGCUGAUUACGCACAAUCCAUUCAUGACCUGGAAGUACCAGGUGCGCCACAAGGAAAGGCGUGCAAGAAAGAUGAGGAUUAUUGCUGUGGGACAGUAUAAGCCCAAAAGGGUGCAAACUUUUUUAAGAGUUAAUGCUGUGAGAAAUGCUAUCAUAGAGUGAACAAAACAUAUGAGUGGAAAGACGCCUUGUGUUUUAUUCAUUGCAACUGCGAUUUCACACUGGGCCCAUUAGAGUUCAUUGUGACACUGGGUCUUGUUCCUAUUGAAUCUUCAUGUUUACAGAGCUCUGGAGAAUGCCAUCUGCCAUAGCUUUCAAGUAUGCUACAGAAGUCUUAGCAUGACUUUUGGCUUCAUGUGCAGUCACCUGCAGAAGACUGUCGUAAAAGCACAGCACAUCUCUGUUACAGUGUAUGCAAGAGGUUCGUUUCCUCAAUUCUCUGCGCACAAAACUCUUAAUGCCUCCUGCUGUUGUUCACUGCAAUGUUCAAGCAACGCGGCAUGAGCUUGCGAUGUAUUUUGCACUUUGCACAUGAAGUUGGAGUUGCUGUCGCUGACUCUCUAUAUUCCUUGCUGAAAGAGAACACCAUUUUAUAGCAGUCGUGCUGCCUGAUUUUAUUCUCGUGUACAGACUUCUGAGCUGCUUUCAUUUGCCCUGUUGCCGAAAGUUACAUGAAGGAGACAGCUGCACUGCAUAAUAGGUAAAUUAGAAAUGUUUGUAAGCUUAGUCAGUGUUGUUUACAAAGGCAUGGAAGUCUAGCUAAGGAGUUUUGACAUGCACCGUCGAUGCCCCAAAGUGGUCACACUUGUUUAAUUGCCAGGUUUGCGUGUGUGUGUGCGUGCGUGUGUGUGUGUGCGUGUGCGCACGCCUGUGCAGCGCCCACGACUUUACUGCUGAAUCUUGCCCUCCGUGAAAGAAACCUGCCACAAGCUUGUUCUAGUGGUGUCCUGGCAAAGUGCUUGGUUUCAGCCACAAGCUGAUGUGGCUGAACGGAAUGCUGUGAUGAAAUUGACAUACCGCAUGUCAUACGCAAGGGGGGAUAGGAAUAAAGAUGCUUUUCUGCUGUUGUGAA
This is a messenger RNA of Dermacentor silvarum, 10854 nucleotides long. Its product is annotated as transmembrane protein 117. The transcript is spliced from 12 exons. The record is from RefSeq and is a predicted model, not a curated record. NCBI's taxonomy places the organism in Eukaryota, Metazoa, Arthropoda, Arachnida, Ixodida, Ixodidae. Gene Ontology annotation, biological process: intrinsic apoptotic signaling pathway in response to endoplasmic reticulum stress. Bases 369 to 2189 code for a protein of 606 amino acids.